Jaculus jaculus (lesser Egyptian jerboa) is the source of this 1364-nucleotide messenger RNA. It is a transcript of the gene Ift22, whose product is annotated as intraflagellar transport 22. Gene Ontology annotation, cellular component: endomembrane system. NCBI's taxonomy places the organism in Eukaryota, Metazoa, Chordata, Mammalia, Rodentia, Dipodidae. Gene Ontology annotation, molecular function: GTPase activity. The coding region runs from base 114 to 671 and encodes 185 amino acids. Gene Ontology annotation, biological process: intracellular protein transport. The transcript has 5 exons. The record is from RefSeq and is a predicted model, not a curated record.
CGCCAUGGAGACCAAGGCAGCCAAUCAGCGCGGCGGCUUGCGCUCGCUCUGACGGCGCGCGGGAUCCCAGGACGCGCAGCGGGUUUCCACGGGCUCCGGGCCGGAGGACAGAGAUGCUGAAGGCCAAGAUCCUCUUCGUGGGGCCCUGCGAGAGUGGAAAAACAGUUUUGGCCAACUUUCUGACUGAAUCUUCAGACAUCACCGAAUACAACCCCACACAAGGGGUGAGGAUCCUGGAAUUUGAGAACCCACAUGUCACCAGCAACAACAAAGGCACAGGGUGUGAGUUCGAGCUCUGGGACUGUGGUGGAGACUCAAAGUUCGAAUCCUGCUGGCCGGCCCUGAUGAAGGAUGCUCACGGAGUGGUGAUCGUCUUCAACGCUGACAUCCCGAGCCACCUGAAAGAAAUUGAGAUGUGGUAUUCCUGCUUCGUCCAGCAGCAGCUCCUGCAGGACAGCCAGUGCUUGCUGGUCGCUCACCACAAGCCAGGCUCUGGAGGUGACAGGGGCAGCCCCGCUCUGUCUCCACCCCUGAACAAGCUGAAGCUGGUGCACUCGAACCUUGAGGAGGACCCGGAAGAGAUCCGCAUGGAAUUCAUAAAGUAUUUGAAAAGCAUCAUCAAUUCUAUGUCUGAGAGCAGAGACCGGGAGGAGAUGCUAAUUAUCACCUAGCUUCCCCAGCCUUCCUCCCCUAAUGAAGUCAGUUUUGCUCCCCACACAGAACCUAAGACACAUCCAGCUACAGAAGUUUUCCUCUCCUUGUGGCUAUAAAGAAACUUUCCUCAUCAGCUAGAAGGUACUCAUGACAGCUGGGCACUGGGACGUGCACCUGUAAUCCCAGCGGGAGGCUGAGGCAGGAGGAGUGAGAGCUCUGGGCCAGCCUGGGCUCCAAAGCAAGACUUUGUUUCACAGGAGAAGAAGGUACCAUUCAGCCAAGUAUAUACUUCUGACCAUCUGUCCUUGGUACUUAAGUUGGUUGCGAAAAUGCUAUCAACAAAUUUUGAUUCCUUGGCCCCCAACUUUUUUGAAAGAGCUGGAAAAAUCAAGGGAUUUUUGUGCCCUCCCCCCAUAGGUGAAGUUAUAAAGACAGUGGGAUUGUAACUGCCGUAGCCCAAGGACGCAGCAGCAGUUGAAUCCGUGUGUGCUGGUUUGAAUGCGGUUUCCAGGUCUUGAGUUCGUCAGUAAAGUCUGACUGGACGAGCAUCCAGCAUGUGGGAGGCUUGCCUCUUGCUGCUCACAACAGACAAAAAUCCUUCGCUCAUGAAGCUUUCAUUCUAUUUUUCUCAAGCAGGUGGAGUUUAAAACUGAAGUUAUAUGUUUUAGAUAGGCAAAAUAAAAAUGCACAUUUUCUUUGUAUCUGUAUAA